Pectinophora gossypiella (pink bollworm) is the source of this 774-nucleotide messenger RNA. RefSeq lists its product as uncharacterized. The coding region runs from base 16 to 348 and encodes 110 amino acids. The record is from RefSeq and is a predicted model, not a curated record. Lineage: Eukaryota; Metazoa; Arthropoda; Insecta; Lepidoptera; Gelechiidae. The transcript has 3 exons.
AAUGUGUUUUAUUUCAUGAUCAUUCCCAGUCACUCACAGAGUUACAAGUACCCACACCACAAACGCACAACGUCAUCACACGGUGACCUUUGUACGCGCCGCCAUACUGUCAGUGAGGCUGUUGCGCUCGCAGCGGGAACACGACGCACACCAAUUACGCGCGAAAUCACCGUCAUGGAAAGUAAGAGGAAAUCUAAAAAAAGACGACCCAAAGGAAAAGACAAAAAUGAGACCUGCAAUAGAAAAAAUACGACGAAAUCUAUUGAAAUAGACACGGAGGAGAAACGACCACAACGGACGAACAAGGCUUCAAUGAAAAUGUUUGAAGAUAAUGUCUCGUCACGGUAAAGUACACCAGACCCAUUUAGCGACGAUGGAGAGUAUGGCUCCGAUGAAGAAUAUGAUCCUGCCUCUGACGAUUCAGACAGCAGUGUUGUUAGUGAUUUGGAAUUUUGUUGCAGACGCACUAAACCAUCGUUGGGGAGCAGGUCUGAGUCUGAAGCUGGUACAGAUAAUGACGAUGAUAACGAAACCGAUUCGUUUUCGGAAGCUUCAAGUAAUAGCAGUAUUUUUGACUCUCAUCGCCGCCGCCGUUUAGCUCUUAAACGUUCCCAUUCAACCACUUCAAACAAUGGCACAAACAAACCUAAAACAAAACAGGUGAAAGUUAAACAUGCUGAUGACGGUGCAGACACAAUUUCUUCGCAUUCAGAAACUUUAAGGAACAACUUGGGUGAUAUAAAAGUUUUAGAAAUCUCAUCUUUGCUUCCUGAC